AUGGACCCCUAUCUGGAACUCGUUGAAUCUGCUCGACUCGAAACCCAAUUCCGCCGCGACGGCACCGUCCACACAUACCACGAGUCUGGAAAGCACGCGAGCCAGCGAAGGCUCCAUCGAGAAGAGACCUGGCAAUACCAGAAGACUAUUGGCCAAGGCGCAUACGGAUCAGUAUGGUUGGAGAAAUGUGCGACGGAACAGGAAAUCAAGGUGCGCGCUGUUAAGAUGAUAAGGGAGUUUGAGCCGGACAGGCCGUCGGAGUCUACUGGUCGGGACUUUACUCGUGAGCUUGGAGCUGUGACGAAGUUCUCUCACCCCAAGUACGAGCCUUGCUUCGUGAAAUCCUUCGGGUGGUAUGAGAACCCGGAAGCAAUAUUUAUUGCAAUGGAGUAUCUCAAUCAUGGCGACCUUCAAACUUACCUCAAUCAAAUCCCGCGAUUAUCAGAGCCGGAAGGCCGAGAAAUAACUUUCCAAAUCCUCGAGGGCUUGCACUGUAUGCAUCAGAAUGAAUUCGCACACAGGGAUCUGAAACCUGGCAACAUCCUUAUUAGGUCUAUGCCGCCAGACAACUGGUGGAUCAAACUUUGUGACUUUGGUAUCAGUAAGAAUCUCGCUGACGACUUCACGAAGUCAACCGUGAAGGGCACACUUGCAUACAUGGCGCCCGAAUUACUGGAAAAGGUUGAUUCAGUGAAGGAACGCAAUUCCCGAAACAACCAAGCAGCGGAUAUGUGGGCCUUGGGUGAGAUUGUGGUCCGAAUGCUGACAGGAGAACCGACUUUCACAAGCCCACUCAUGUUGUUGAAAUAUGUUGAAAGAUCUCCACCUUUGCCUCUAGAACGUCUUGAGGAACUUCAGAUUACGGAUGAGGCUUGUCUUUUCGUGAGAAGUUUGAUGAAAGUUCCUCCGGAAGAGCGGUUAACUUCACAGGAAGCGCUGCGCCAGAACUGGAUGAGUAUAUACGAAUCUCCAGUUCUAGAAAUGCCUGGUUCUAACGCUCUGAGGCAUGUAACAUGUUCGAACAUUCUGUUUGUCUAG
Lindgomyces ingoldianus is the source of this 1038-nucleotide messenger RNA. RefSeq names its product kinase-like protein. NCBI's taxonomy places the organism in Eukaryota, Fungi, Ascomycota, Dothideomycetes, Pleosporales, Lindgomycetaceae. The coding region runs from base 1 to 1038 and encodes 345 amino acids. Gene Ontology annotation, molecular function: ATP binding; protein serine/threonine kinase activity. Gene Ontology annotation, biological process: autophagy; peptidyl-serine phosphorylation. The record is from RefSeq and is a predicted model, not a curated record. Gene Ontology annotation, cellular component: cytoplasm. The transcript has 3 exons.